This is a messenger RNA of Ceratosolen solmsi marchali, 2543 nucleotides long. RefSeq names its product V-type proton ATPase catalytic subunit A. Lineage: Eukaryota; Metazoa; Arthropoda; Insecta; Hymenoptera; Agaonidae. Bases 233 to 2074 code for a protein of 613 amino acids. Gene Ontology annotation, cellular component: lysosomal membrane; proton-transporting V-type ATPase, V1 domain. The record is from RefSeq and is a predicted model, not a curated record. The transcript has 12 exons. Gene Ontology annotation, biological process: proton transmembrane transport; ATP metabolic process. Gene Ontology annotation, molecular function: ATP hydrolysis activity; ATP binding; proton-transporting ATPase activity, rotational mechanism.
CAGCAGCAGCAGCAGCAGCACCAGCAGCAGCACCAGCAGCGCAACUAGCGAGUAUAGAGGGAAAGGCUACGCCUACAUCGGGCGCUCACGUGAGAGAGCAUCUCCGUCUGUCGGGACUUGACGAUACGCGUGAAUAAUAAUCUUGUCCAUUUGGCGAGCUCCGCAGUACGAUUGUCUCAACGACUUUAGCGUCAAGUAAGAAAGGGUGACAGCUCGGGAUUAACGAAGCAACAUGACGCUACCGAAGAUUGCGAGCGAGGAGAAGGAGGCAAAGUUUGGAUACGUCUAUGCUGUAUCCGGACCUGUUGUUACCGCAGAGAAAAUGUCUGGCUCGGCUAUGUACGAGUUAGUCCGUGUUGGAUAUUAUGAACUUGUAGGAGAGAUUAUUCGUCUCGAAGGAGACAUGGCUACCAUCCAGGUGUACGAAGAGACGAGCGGUGUUACGGUUGGAGAUCCAGUACUUAGAACUGGCAAGCCAUUGUCCGUAGAAUUGGGUCCGGGCAUUCUAGGAAGUAUCUUCGAUGGUAUUCAACGUCCACUGAAAGACAUCAAUGAGCUAACUAGCUCAAUUUAUAUUCCUAAGGGUGUCAACGUACCCGCUUUAUCGCGGACUGCAUCGUGGGAAUUUAAUCCAUUGUAUAUUAAAAAUGGCAGUCAUAUUACGGGAGGUGAUAUGUAUGGUAUCGUGCACGAAAAUACUUUGGUUAAACACAAAAUGAUUUUGCCACCGCGACACAAGGGCACCGUCACUUAUAUAGCUCCACCUGGUAAUUAUACCGUUAAUGAUAUUGUUCUUGAAACAGAAUUUGACGGAGAAAGAACCAAAUACACCAUGCUUCAGGUUUGGCCAGUACGUCAGCCACGUCCUGUUACAGAGAAAUUGCCAGCCAAUCAUCCUCUUUUAACUGGUCAGCGCGUACUUGAUUCAUUAUUUCCAUGCGUUCAAGGAGGUACCACUGCCAUUCCCGGUGCCUUUGGUUGUGGAAAAACUGUAAUUUCUCAAGCUCUAUCCAAGUAUUCAAAUUCUGAUGUUAUCGUUUACGUUGGUUGUGGAGAACGUGGUAACGAGAUGUCCGAGGUACUGAGAGAUUUCCCAGAGCUCACUGUUGAGAUCGAUGGAAUUACCGAGUCCAUUAUGAAACGUACUGCUCUAGUUGCCAAUACGUCAAACAUGCCUGUAGCUGCUCGAGAAGCAUCCAUUUAUACCGGUAUUACUCUAUCCGAGUAUUUCAGGGACAUGGGUUAUAAUGUGUCUAUGAUGGCUGAUUCGACGUCUCGAUGGGCCGAGGCUUUAAGAGAAAUUUCUGGUCGUUUGGCUGAGAUGCCUGCCGAUUCUGGUUAUCCUGCAUAUCUUGGUGCUCGUCUCGCUAGCUUCUAUGAAAGAGCUGGACGAGUAAAGUGCCUAGGUAAUCCAGAUCGUGAAGGUUCGGUCAGUAUUGUCGGUGCUGUUUCACCUCCUGGUGGUGAUUUUUCCGAUCCAGUUACAAGUGCGACUCUUGGUAUUGUACAGGUGUUUUGGGGUCUCGAUAAAAAACUUGCUCAACGAAAACAUUUCCCGUCCAUUAAUUGGCUCAUUUCGUAUAGUAAAUAUUUACGUGCGUUAGAUGAUUUUUAUGAUAAAAACUUCCAGGAAUUUGUGCCUCUUCGUACAAAAGUUAAGGAGAUCCUCCAGGAGGAAGAAGAUUUAUCCGAAAUCGUACAACUUGUUGGUAAAGCAUCUCUCGCUGAAACUGAUAAAAUAACCCUUGAAGUUGCAAAACUUCUUAAAGAUGACUUUUUACAACAAAACAGCUACUCGCCAUAUGAUCGCUUUUGUCCAUUCUACAAGACAGUUGGUAUGCUUAGAAACAUGAUUGCAUUUUACGAUAUGGCCAGGCAUGCCGUGGAGUCAACAGCGCAAUCUGAUAACAAAAUCACAUGGAAUGUCAUUCGAGAUAGUAUGGGAAAUAUACUGUAUCAACUCACUUCGAUGAAAUUUAAGGAUCCUGUUAAAGACGGUGAAGCGAAGAUUAGAUCAGACUUUGAUCAGCUGCACGAAGACAUUCAACAAGCGUUUAGAAAUUUAGAGGAUUAAUUUUUGAAAACAUAUGUGUAAUUCUUGUUAUUAUACUGCCUGGAGUUCCAAUGUGAAAAUAUGCCGAUUAUGGAAAUUAUUCCAGUUGCAGUCGUUUGGGGUUGUUCCAAUUAUGUAAAAAAUCAUGCCAUCUUAUUACAAAUAUAAUAUAAAAUUAUUUCAGAAAAAAAAAACAAAUAAGAAACGAUAAUACUGAGAGAUAGAAGAGAGCGGUCAUGUUCAUUGGCAAAGGGCUGUUUUUUCAAUCAGUUCAAAGUAGAAUUAUUAAUUUUUCGAAUUGAAAUAACACACUUCAAAUCCGGAGAGUGCUACCAAAACAUUCCAUAGCAUACUCGAAUGUCAUGAGAAUCCUUAUUUAGAAAAUUUUAUUGAAUAUCAGAAUUGUUUAUUGCAACGAAUGAAUGAUUUGUGGUUAAUUAUUUUUUAUUAAUAUUAACAGUGAGAAGAAUACAAUUGAUGUAUUGUUAUU